AUGCGCCCCCCGCUCCGGAUCGCCAUCCUUGAAUGCGACACUCCAAUAGAAAGCGUGGAUGAAAGGUAUAAUGGCUACUACGGCCUAUUUUCUCAACUUUUCCGUGAAUGCGCCAAGUCCCUGGGAUUAGAUCCCGAGGCUGACCUUGACAUUACUCGAUGGGACGUCGUGCAUGCGCAAGAGUAUCCCAGAUUAGAGGAUGUUGAUGCGAUCGUGCAGACUGGAUCUAAAUAUGACUCCUUCGAAAGCGACCCUUGGAUCCUCAAAUUAGUCGAAUAUACCAAGACAGCCCUCAAAGAUAACCGCGUCAAACUCCUCGGCAUCUGCUUCGGACACCAGAUCAUCGGCCGCUCACUCGGCGUCAAAGUCGGCCGCAGCGAUGCCGGCUGGGAGAUUGCAGUCUGUGACGUGGACCUGACUGAUCAGGCGAAGAAACUCUUUGGAAAGGAUAAACUGCGCAUCCACCAAAUGCACCGAGACGUCGUCCACAGCUGUCCCCCGAACGUGAUACCCCUGGGCUCCUCGCCCAAAUGCGCCCUACAGGGCAUGUACCUUCCGGGCAAAUUAAUAACAGUCCAGGGUCAUCCGGAAUACAACGGGUUCAUCGUUACCGAGAUUGUCAACAAGCGGACCCGGGAUGGCGUUUUCUCGAAAGAGAUGAGUGAUGAUGCACUGGCUAGGGCGGAGCUGGAGCAUGAUGGGCUCGAUAUUUUGGGUAUUUUCUUGCAGUUCUUGCUUGGGGAGGUUGUAUAA
This is a messenger RNA of Aspergillus bombycis, 753 nucleotides long. Its product is annotated as type 1 glutamine amidotransferase. Gene Ontology annotation, cellular component: cytosol; nucleus. Bases 1 to 753 code for a protein of 250 amino acids. The record is from RefSeq and is a predicted model, not a curated record. NCBI's taxonomy places the organism in Eukaryota, Fungi, Ascomycota, Eurotiomycetes, Eurotiales, Aspergillaceae. The transcript is spliced from 3 exons.